UCAGUGUUAAACAUGAAUGACUUAUUUCCUAACUAACUGCCAGACAUUGUAUAACUUAUACAAAAAUUAGUACAUGUAUAAAUUGCUUCUUUACUAGCUACCAAACAAGCUCUGAUUGUUUUUUAUUGUAGUUGUUAGUCAACUAUUAUGUAAAAUAAUCAGACCUUUUGAAAUUUUCAGCUAUUGAUGUAGCCUCUUGUGGAUGCAGAUCUAGAAUCCUUAUUUUUUUAAUUAUUAUUAACCACCUAGCCCACCAACCUUGACCAUGGAAUAUAACUAAGUAGCCAGAUCAGUUAGACCAAAUAUUAAGUUUCCACACUGUCAUGCCACCACUCUACAUUGUUUUUUUCCCUUCUUAUCAUUUCUGUUUUCUUGAUUUCUCAUACAAAAUCAAUCAUCACUUCAAUGGAGAAAGUGAGUUUCAGAAUAGAAGUCCUCACCAGACACCUAAGUCAAAAAACAUCAACUCCCAAGUAUACAUUCCAAUCAGUCCCAUGUCUUAGCUACAAGCCACCUGAGCUUUCAGAACCAUCUGCUGUUUUCAACAUAAAAGAGAUGAGAAAGCUCGUGGAUGGUCACAAUUUGAAGGAAAGGGAGUGGCUUUUUGGUCUGAUGUUACAAAGCAAUCUUUUUAACCCAAUAGAAAGGGGUGGCAAAGUGUUUGUUUCCCAUGAUUACAGUCAGUCUAAGGAACAACAAAGGGAAAUUACCAUGAGGAGAAUUGAGUACCUUCUUGAACAUGGGGUUUUCAAGAAAUGGUUUACUGGUAAAGGGCCUGAAAAUGAGUGGAGGAAGUUAGCUUUCUCGGAUUGUGUUGGCGUCUUUGAUUAUUCACUGAGCAUCAAGCUUGGAGUCCAUUUGACCCUAUGGUCCCAACUAAGGGAGAAGUUAUCUAUUCUCGAGGCCUGAACUCGAGACGUAUGGUUGAGGGGGAGACAUUUGGUUAAGUGUGGCGUCCACUAAGAGAUAAGUUCUUCAUUCCCGAGAGUUGAACCCUUGGCCUAUGGUUAAGGGUUAGAAUUGUAGUUAAGACUUAAGAGGUUCUUCAUUUCUAAGACUUGGUAGAACCCGACUCUUGUGGUUAAGUGCAAAACUUUGGUUAAGUGUGAAGGGGGUCACCUCCAUCCCACCUCACCUCUUGAUGGUCCGAAUGAUAAAUUGCUAUAAUGGUUGUUGUUACUGUUUGUUUUUCACUCAAAUUAGUUGGGAUCAAAUAUAUGAAUCGGCUUUGUCUAUCUCAGAGAACUCAUAAUUCCACUCUUUUUUACUAUGGUUGUCAUAAGACAUUAUUAUUGAAUAGGAAUAAGAAAGAGUAUAAGUAGACAUUAAAUUUUCCUGUACGGACAUUCUUGAUUGCUUGAUUGAUUGGUUAAAGAAAGCUUACUUGGCAACUUUAGACCACCCGUCUGUGGAGGGUAGGAUGUACGCAAACCCUACCCCUGCCUUUGUGGGGUAGAUAGUUUGUUUCCGGUAGACCCUUGGCUCAAAACAAAAGUUUUUUAAGCAAGGAAAAUGCAAUAGAAAAAUAGCAAAAUAGCAAGAUACAAAGCAAAUGAAACAACAGACGGUACCACACAUUGAAAAAUAAGAAACAAAGCAAAUGCUAACUAGUACUACCACUACUAAUAGGAGGGGUAUUAUAUAAUUUUUUGAAUUAAUUUAAAUUGAAAAGUAUUAUAUAAAUUAGAAAGUCGUUUGUUUACAUUGAUGGGAUGUAU
Messenger RNA from Capsicum annuum, 1718 nucleotides. RefSeq names its product acyl-coenzyme A oxidase 3, peroxisomal-like. Gene Ontology annotation, molecular function: FAD binding; acyl-CoA oxidase activity; fatty acid binding. The transcript is spliced from 2 exons. Gene Ontology annotation, biological process: fatty acid beta-oxidation using acyl-CoA oxidase; lipid homeostasis. Bases 406 to 909 code for a protein of 167 amino acids. The record is from RefSeq and is a predicted model, not a curated record. Lineage: Eukaryota; Viridiplantae; Streptophyta; Magnoliopsida; Solanales; Solanaceae. Gene Ontology annotation, cellular component: peroxisome.